AUGCCACCUUGUCGCGAAUUAACUCAAGAGGAAAAAGAUGAGAAGAAUAGGAAGGCUAGGGAAAGGGCCAAGAUCGGUCGUGAAGAGAAGCGACGUCGGCUCAAUCCCGAAGAAGUUCAGGUUGCCAAAAAUUUGAAUGCGAAAAAGGCUAGGGAAGACCGCCAGGCAGAGGCACCUGACGAGAGAGCGUUGAGGCAGAGGUUUUAUGCUGAGUGGAAAAGAGUCACCUGUGCUAACGAGACUCAGGUUGAACAUGAAGCUAGACUGCUUGAUCAGCGAAUCCGUCAACAAUUACUUCGACAGGAACAAGCGGAAGAAGAAAAUCGUGCUCGACUGUUAGCCGAGGCGGAGCGGCAAUCAGUUUUUCGUCAAGAAGAAGAAAAUCGUGCGCGACUGUUAGCCGUGGUGGAGCGGCAAGCAGAUCUUCGUCAAGAUGAAGAAAUUCGAGCUCGAUUGCAAGCCGAGGCAGAGCGGCAAGCACGCAAGCUGCUCUUCGUCAACAAGAAGCAGCAAUUAUUCUACGAGCGAUGA
Messenger RNA from Daphnia pulicaria, 531 nucleotides. RefSeq names its product trichohyalin-like. The record is from RefSeq and is a predicted model, not a curated record. The coding region runs from base 1 to 531 and encodes 176 amino acids. The transcript has 2 exons. NCBI's taxonomy places the organism in Eukaryota, Metazoa, Arthropoda, Branchiopoda, Diplostraca, Daphniidae.